Hyaloscypha bicolor E is the source of this 2234-nucleotide messenger RNA. RefSeq names its product MFS general substrate transporter. Lineage: Eukaryota; Fungi; Ascomycota; Leotiomycetes; Helotiales; Hyaloscyphaceae. The transcript has 7 exons. The record is from RefSeq and is a predicted model, not a curated record. Gene Ontology annotation, biological process: transmembrane transport. Bases 371 to 2122 code for a protein of 583 amino acids. Gene Ontology annotation, molecular function: transmembrane transporter activity.
CCCGAUAUUUCUAAUCAUUUAGGGCACGCGGCAAAUAUUCAUACUUUUUGUGUUGGAAAGAGGGAGAAUUGCCGAAGAGCUUUGAUGCGGGGAAGGGAGGAGCGACACAUGGGAGGCGGGGUCGGGGAGUAAAAACAAGAGACCGGGGUUAUUGCGGCAUGCAGGUCAGCAGCUCUGCAUCAUAGCGGGGAAGAGUCCGAGUUUCAUGGGGAAGUUCCUUGGGGACGCGGGGAUAAGAAAGCUUUGAAGAUCCCUUGUACAUACCCUGGCAAUAUUUUCUUCCAACGUCGAUCAACACUUUUCAACUGCUCAACCAUACUUUGUUUGCUUGGAGAAAUACAGAUUCGAAAGUAAAGGCAUAUUUGGCAAGAUGGCAGAAGAAACUGAGAAUAGGGUUGAGCCUACAGCACAGCCUGAAGACAAGAUUGUUUCUGUUGCUCAGGUAGAGGAGAAUACCGCCGCAAAUGUGGUCAAGGUGGACUCCUAUAGAGAUGAUCAUCAUAUUAAUUUGACCUGGAGGUCUUGGAUGGUUGUUUUUGUGACUUGUUUUGCCAUCAUGGCCCAAGUUUUCGUCGUUGUGGCUGCUGGAUCAGUCAUUGGCUUCAUAAUCAGAGAUAUUGGCGAUGCCCCAAUUGCAGGAUGGAUCAUUCAGGGACCGUUGCUCAUGCAAAGCGUGCUGUCUCCCAUCGUCGGUCGCCUCUCCGACGUCCUCGACAGGAAAUACCUGGCUAUGGGACCGCCAGUUCUUUCGUUCAUUGGAGCCGUUGUCUCGGCCAAGGCAACUUCAAUGAAUAUGCUGAUUGGAGGGGGAAUUCUUGUCGGAUGCACCCUUUCUACAAUCUCUAUUGUGCAAGCUAUUCCAUCAGAAGUUCUACCUUUGAAGUAUCGUGCUUUGGCCAACGGGUUUGCAUUCCUUGGCGGAGCUAUGGGAGGAUUAAUUGGAAGUCUCGGCGCAGGAGCUGCAACAAAUGCGAACCCAGGCGGCUGGCGCAACAUCUUCUGGAUGCAAGCCGGCUUCUUUGCUCUAACAGUGCUCGGAUUACUGGCUUUUUACCAUCCGAAGAAGGAGUCUGAUUUUCCAAAAAUGUCGUUGAAGGAGGUUCUCUGGGCUUGUGAUCCUAUUGGAUCCUUCCUCUUUAUUGUUGCAACUACGCUUACACUUUUGGCUUUGGAUUGGGCUGGUGGAGUUUACCCAUGGCAUGACAAGCACGUCGUGGCACCGCUCACGAUCGGACUUGCCUGCUUAGUUGCUUUUGCAAUUUACGAAUGGAAGGGCAGAGAUGAUGGACUUGUGGCACAUGUCUUCUUCAGAAACGGCCCGAACUUUUCACUUUCGGUGUUCGCGUUUGCGGUUGAAGGCUGGAUCUUCUACAGUGCAGUCAACAGUAUCACGCCCUUAAUAGUCCUUAACUUAGGCUUUGAAACUUCGGCAUGGAAGAUCUCGAUCCGGCAGCUCUCUUACACUUUAUUGUCACUCUUCACCUCGAUCCCCAUUACACUUUAUGCUACGUGGAAGAAAGAUCUGAAGACGCCUCUUCUAAUCACAUUUACGUUUUUCUUAGUGGUCACGAUCUGCUAUGCAAAUAUCAAGCCGAGCAUGAACCAUGCUCAACUUGCGUUCAAUAUUCUUUCUGGUAUCGGCCAAAGUGGACCGCUCACCCUCCUUGUUGCACUUGUCCAAUUCACAACGCCCCACGCUUACCUCUCCACCGCAACCGGUCUUGCAUUCUCUGCCAGAGCCAUUGGCGGAGCUUUCGGGUCCGCAGUUCUCGAUACCAUCAUUAAUAGCAAGCUCAAGUCGACUUAUGCUCCCGCCGUUUCAAAUGCUGCCACCAAAGCUGGCCUGCCAAGCUCCUCGGUCCCUGCUCUGCUUAAAGCUUUCGCGUCCGGUACUGGAUUCUCUGGUAUCCCGGGAGUUUCGCCGGCAAUCCUGGCAGCAGCGACGCACGCGAGUCAGGAAAGUUAUGCGGCAGCUUACCGAUUGGCUUGGUCGAGUAUCAUUCCAUUUGUGGUGCUGGCUAUCGUCUCAAUUGUGUUCUUGAAGGGGGUUAAGGAGUUGAUGACUGAGCAUGUUGAGGCUACAGUUGAGAAGGAUGAGCAGGUGGAGAAGCUUGCUGUUUGAAGAGGGUACUUGUUACGAGGGCAAAUGGUGCAUUGGCUGAAGCUGUCCUUCCAGAAUUUGAUAAUUUGAUAAUAAGAAGAUAUCUUGGCUUAAAUUACGGAUGAAAAGGGGG